AACACUCUUUCAUUCAAAACCAAUCCUUUCUUUUCUCAAAAAGAAAAAAAAUGGCACCAAAGGCGGAGAAAAAGCCGGCAGCCGAGAAGAAACCAGUCGCCGAGAAAGCCCCAAAACCCAAGGCCGAGAAGAAGAUUCCCCCAAAAGACGCAUCCUCUGCAGACAAGAAGAAAAAGAGGCACAAGAAAUCGGUGGAGACGUACAAGAUUUACAUCUUCAAGGUCCUCAAACAGGUCCAUCCCGAUAUCGGGAUCUCUAGCAAGGCCAUGGGGAUCAUGAACUCUUUCAUCAACGAUAUCUUCGAGAAGCUCGCGCAGGAGGCCGCCAAGCUCGCCAGGUACAACAAGAAGAACACCCUUUCUUCCCGUGAGAUCCAGACCGCCGUCAGACUCGUCCUCCCCGGGGAGUUGGCGAAACAUGCCGUCUCUGAAGGCACCAAGGCCGUCACCAAGUUUACAAGCGGUUAAUUUUGAUUUUAUUGACUAGGUGUUUGUUAAUUUAGUAUUAUAGUUUUUAAUUUCGUAUUGGGUGUUAAUGUAGUAUUGUAGUUGGGGUCCAAGUAUUAUUCCUGGAAAUGCAAGUAUUUCUUUGAUUA
This is a messenger RNA of Erigeron canadensis, 595 nucleotides long. RefSeq names its product histone H2B.5-like. Gene Ontology annotation, cellular component: nucleosome. Bases 51 to 467 code for a protein of 138 amino acids. The transcript has 2 exons. Gene Ontology annotation, biological process: nucleosome assembly. Gene Ontology annotation, molecular function: structural constituent of chromatin; protein heterodimerization activity; DNA binding. Lineage: Eukaryota; Viridiplantae; Streptophyta; Magnoliopsida; Asterales; Asteraceae. The record is from RefSeq and is a predicted model, not a curated record.